This is a messenger RNA of Ipomoea triloba (trilobed morning glory), 2588 nucleotides long. Its product is annotated as sodium/calcium exchanger NCL2-like. Gene Ontology annotation, molecular function: calcium:proton antiporter activity; calcium ion binding. Gene Ontology annotation, cellular component: membrane. Lineage: Eukaryota; Viridiplantae; Streptophyta; Magnoliopsida; Solanales; Convolvulaceae. Gene Ontology annotation, biological process: intracellular calcium ion homeostasis; calcium ion transmembrane transport. The transcript has 8 exons. The coding region runs from base 193 to 2400 and encodes 735 amino acids. The record is from RefSeq and is a predicted model, not a curated record.
AGUACAAGUAACAGAAUUAACUAGUCAAGUUGCCAAACAAACCUUCCUAGAAACUCUUAAUUAUUGGCUUAUCCAGUUGAAAUAAUCAACAUUUAACAACUUGAGCUGCCAAAUACUCAACUUAUCAUCUUCUUAUAGCCUCUUAUCUCCUUACCAGCACCAAAUAAGUUGGGAAAAGUCCUGAGAGCAACUAUGUAUUGCCAUGUUCUUUUUCUUCUAUUGCUACAAGGGAUUGGAGCUACAAGUAGACCUUUGCAGCAGAGUUUUAGAGAAGUGAUUUCAGAUGGCACUGAUCACAUUCAAGAGAGUUCUUCGCUUAUCCGUUUAUAUGGAGAGGAUUCUGCAGAGUUCUGCGAGCAAAUGUAUGGAUUUCUUCCAUGCUCUAACACUCUCCCAGGGCACCUCUUCCUUAUCUUGGUUUAUGAAUAUCUGUUAUUCCAUGGAGAAUCCUAUGUUGCCGCGGGAGGUGAACGGAUAUUCAAGAUUCUUGGCCCUGGUGUCUUUGGUGCUAGUGCAUUUCAGAUUCUUGGAUUUCUACCUGAGACUUUGAUACUCCUAGCAUCAGGCCUCUUGAACAGUGAAGAGGUUGCCCAAGAAUAUGUCUUAACUGGAGUGGGAUUGCUAGCUGGAACAACAAUCUUGCUUCUCACCAUCAUUUGGGGAACUUGUGUAAUUGUUGGGAAUCAAGAAUUAAGAAAUGACACCCAAUCUCAACCUCCAUCCCAUUCAGAAGACCAAAAAACCCAUCUAGAGGCAUUUCUAUCACGAUCGAAAGGUCCUGGUGUGGUCACAGAUUUGGAGACAUGCAAGACAGCAAGGAUAAUGGUAUCUUCAGUGAUACCUCUCGCGAUCAUGCUAAUUCUAAGAGUUCCUAGUUACUUUUCUUCAUGGGAGCAACUAACAAUCCUGAUCUGUCUAGUUGUCUCUGUUGUGUUCCUGCUCCUUUACUUCUUCUACCAGAUUUGUCAGCCAUGGAUCCAGAAAAGGAGAUUAGAAUAUGUAAAGCAUGAGCACCUGGUAGUGGACAUACUCAAGCAUUUGCAGAACCAAGCCAUUGGGAAACUCCUUACAGAAGAUGGCACCUUAAAUGUACCUGCAAUAAAAAAGUUAUUUGACGAAAUUGAUCAAGACAACGAUAGCUUUAUAUCGGUCCUUGAGCUGAAGGAACUCUUAAACAAAAUCAGAUCAAGGAAGUUAAGAGAGGACAAGGAUCACAUAACACAAGAGAUAUGGGGGGAUUUGGAUCAUGACUCCGAUGGCAAGAUAACCUUGGAAGAAUUUAUGGAAGGAUUCGAAAAAUGGAUAGGUGAAACAAAGCAGACAAUGAAUAGGCGGUAUCACUCUACAAGAUCUUUAAAAGAUUUAUACGAGAUACUCAAACCUUGGAUUCAAAAGAAAAAAGAAGAACAUGAAAUGACGAAGCAUAUUAUAUCAGUUAUCCUUAAACAUGUUCAAGAUUCUGCUAUAGGAAGCCUCUUGACAGAAGAUGGGAAACCAGAUACGAAUGCCAUAAAAAGACUAUUUGAAAGCAUUGAUAAAGAUGGAAAUAGGGUCAUUACACGUUCUGAGCUGAAAGAACUGAUAAAUAAGAUCAAGUUUGGGAUAGUACCUUCAAAUGCCGAAGAAACAGUGGACAAAAUAAUGGAAGAACUUGAUGCAAGCGGAGAUAAACUGAUCAAUGAGGAUGAAUUUGUUAAUGGAUUAUGCAAAUGGCUACAUAUUACCAACAAGCAUGUUCCCAGUACAGUGGAGUCCAAAGAUGAUGUCUAUUAUCAAGUAAGGAAAAGUAUAAUCUUUUUCUUAGUACAUACCAUUUUAAUCUCAAGAUAUUUGUUCAACUUUCUUUACAUAAAUUUGCAGAAGAACUUGAAAACAAUUGACAGGCUGCUAGAGAAUCGCCUUGAUGGGUCUACACUUGCCUGGACUAAGGCCAUAAUGCUUUUGGCUCUUGGAAUAGCUAUGCUAGGCCUUCUAGCAGAACCUCUUAUACAGAGUGUACAGAAUUUAUCUGCAGCUGCAAAUGUUCCUUCAUUUUACAUAUCAUUUAUCUUAGUCCCUUUGGCUACAAAUGCCAGAAUUGGCAUCUCAGCCAUCAAAGAAGCCCGUCAUAAGAAACAGAGAACUACAUCCUUGACUUUUUCUGAGAUUUAUGGUGGGGUAUUCAUGAACAAUGUGUUAGGCUUCUGUGUUCUUCUUUCGCUGAUCUAUUUUCGAGGAUUAUCAUGGCAUUUCUCAGCUGAAAUACUGGUUUUGCUUAUGGUUUGUGGCAUAAUGGGAUGCCUUACAAGUUUGAGCACCUUCUUCCCAGUUUGGACAUCAGCCAUAGCAUACUUGCUUUAUCCCUUGUCUUUGGUCUUGGUUUAUGUUUUUGAUGAUUCUUUCAAUUCUUUCUCUACCUAAAUGUAAUUGAAUGAAUUUUGCAUUAAAAAAAAAAAAAAAUUUGAGCAAAACAGUUUGUUAAUAUAGGAAAUAAAGUUUAUGUUCAUCCUUCUCACUGUGUUUUCUACAAAAAAUUUCUUGGUAUAUGUGGUUCCUCAAAUGGUGAAGGUUUAAGACCUGAUAAGGCAGAAGUAGAAAACUUAUUUGAA